AUGUCAGACGAAAAACAUAAGAAAGAGCUCAACGUGGUGAUAUCUCCCCUGGUCAGUCGCUUCAGCGAGUUCGAUGCGGGAGAGCACGCUGUGUUUGUGGUGCAAGAGGAAGGACCAGACUUUCGUGGUGUGACGUGCUUGGGAGCUGCUGUGUUGAUCGCCAAAGCUCAGUUUGGGUUGGGUGUGCUUGGUAUCCCAGAAACAUUUCUGGCCUUGGGCGUGGUACCGGGCCUCAUUUGUCUUCUUGCCCUUUGCGCCUUGAGUACUUGGACUGGUUACAUUGUGGGCCAGUUUCGUCUUCACCACCCUCACGUCUACAGUAUUGGAGAUGCCGCCGAGAUCAUGUUCGGAACUGCUGGCAGGGAGUUCAUGGGCGGCGCUUUCUGGUUAUACUAUGCGCUUGUGUACGGAGCUUCACUUCUUACCUUGUCGAUUGCCUUCAACACUUUGACAGAACACUCUCUUUGCACAACUGCUUUCGUGGGAAUAGGUGCAGCUAUGACUUUUGUGCUUGGAACUGCCAUCAGAACCAUGAAGGUGAUGUCGUGGUGCGGAUACAUUGCCCUUGCUUCAGUGUUCGUCAGCUCGUGGGUGGUUGCAAUUGCUUGUCUUACGCAGUCAACUCCUGUUGCUGCUCCAAAAGGUGAGCCCGUGGUCAAGGGAAUUGUUGCUGUGGCCACAGGGAAACCGUUCUCAACAAUCUCCAGUGCCAUUGGUGUCCAGCUCUUGAGUCUUUGUGGCACUGCUGCCUACUUUAACAUCCACUCGGAAAUGAGAGACCCUUCCCAGUACACGAAGUCGUUGUUGCUUGGCCAAGGGUUCGUCAUUAUCAACUAUAUUAUCCUCUCGUGCAUGAUCUAUGGUAAGGUCGGCAACUACGUCACCUCGCCAGCUUUGGGGUCGGCAGGCCGGCUCUUCCAGAAAAUCUCCUACGGCAUAGCUUUUCCUGGUUUGAUUUUUUCGUGUUUCUUCCACUCCCAUUUGGCGGGCAAGUAUGGUUUAGUUCGCAUUCUCAGAGACACAAGGCAUCUCCAAAAAAAUACCAAAACCCACUGGAUCACCUGGGUGGGCAACAUGGUCUUAUCGGUUGUGUUCGGGUUUGUCAUUGCCAGUGCCAUUCCUUUUUUCAACGACUUGUUGUCGCUUGUGGCUUCUUUAAUAGGCACCAGCUUCAUGCUCAUUGUGCCCGGAUUUUUGGCUCUUUACGAAAUGUGCUUGUACGUACGCAAGCAAGACGACCCGCUUUUGGCGUGGGUGAGCGAGUGCAAGAGGAAUUGGAGAAGAAGCAGAUAUAGCAUCAUCACCACCGUGCUUGCGUUCAUUGCUAUUGCAUUUGGCCUCUUCAUCUUGGUGGCUGGAACCUACGGAUCAGUGCAGUCGAUCAUCAACAAUUACAAGGCUGGAGUGGUCGCUGGUGCCUUUGAUUGUGGCGAUAACAGUUAA
This is a messenger RNA of Candidozyma auris, 1443 nucleotides long. RefSeq lists its product as uncharacterized. Gene Ontology annotation, biological process: amino acid transmembrane transport. The transcript has a single exon. The record is from RefSeq and is a predicted model, not a curated record. Gene Ontology annotation, cellular component: vacuolar membrane. NCBI's taxonomy places the organism in Eukaryota, Fungi, Ascomycota, Pichiomycetes, Serinales, Metschnikowiaceae. Gene Ontology annotation, molecular function: amino acid transmembrane transporter activity. Bases 1 to 1443 code for a protein of 480 amino acids.